This is a messenger RNA of Priapulus caudatus, 1104 nucleotides long. Its product is annotated as adenosine receptor A3-like. The coding region runs from base 1 to 1104 and encodes 367 amino acids. Gene Ontology annotation, biological process: G protein-coupled receptor signaling pathway. The transcript has a single exon. Gene Ontology annotation, cellular component: membrane. The record is from RefSeq and is a predicted model, not a curated record. NCBI's taxonomy places the organism in Eukaryota, Metazoa, Priapulida, Priapulimorpha, Priapulimorphida, Priapulidae. Gene Ontology annotation, molecular function: G protein-coupled receptor activity.
AUGGCAUACCAAGCGAUCAACGGCACCCUAGGCGCGCAGCACGAAGCUAACGACACGGUCUGGAUCGCGACACCUACCAACGUAAGCUUCACCGACGCGCCGACGGCCUGGGAGUGGCUGAACUCUAGCAUUGCUCCGUACAACACCAGCGCCGCCGCCGCCGCAGGGAUGGCGGAAGGAGAGCACCCUCUUCAGAGAACCCCAGGAAUUAUCUUCGCCCUCUAUGUCGCCUGCAUCGCUGUCAUCGCGGCGAAUUCCGUCGUCAUCAUCUCAAUCGUUCGCGAGUAUGACAUGGACAACAUCAAGUUCAUCUUCAUCACCAGUCUCUGCUGUGGCGACACGGGCUUGGGCCUGUGCGUGUUCAUCUACACGACGCUUAUAAUCAGCCCGCGUCCCGAUCACGCGAUGAACAGCUUCUGUGACUUUUACCACGGCGUGCUUGCGUUCUUCCUUCUGGUGUCCGUCUUCAGCAUGCUCGGCUUCUCUCUCGACGUGUACAUCAUGAUUGUGCACGCGCUGCGCUAUUAUCAGAUCAUGACCUCGCGCCGCGCGUAUCUCUUCGUGUCGCUCACCGUCUUAGCUGGCCUUAUGUUCAUGACGAUCAUGUAUACAGUCGGCAGAGAGCCGCACCCGGAAAAUCAGCCUUUCCCCAUAUGCUCCUUAGCGCACCUUUACACGCUCGAGUUGCUCUACGUCUGUGUAUUUGUCUUCUUCGUCUUUCCUGUUCUCUUCAUGUGCUAUUUAUAUGGCUACAUCUUCAGCAUAGCUUGCCGAAAGAGCGUCGCACCGGAACACGCCGUUGCUAACCACAACAACGCGUCACACGUCACCAGUGCGCAGCUCAAGAUGGCCGUCACGCUAUUCAUGGUUGUCGCCACGUUCGUCAUCUGCUGGGGUCCGAUAUGGACGAUGUUGGUCGUGACGAAACAGAAUCCGGACGCGUACGACAUGCGGGUUCUGGCGGCAGUCGCCGCUCUUGGUUACCUCAACUCGUUUUUCAACAUCGGGCUCUACACGUGUAGGGUUCCGCGAAUGAGGAAGGCCUUCAUUGGGACGUGCACGUACCUGUGCACUAGAAAUGCGGUAGAGCCGGCCCCAAAUUAA